AUGGGAUCAAUAGCCAGAAGAACCAUUGGUUCGACCCAUCAAUGGUGGAAAGAAGCCGUUGUAUAUCAAAUCUAUCCCGCCUCCUAUCUCGACACUACCGGAUCUGGAGAUGGUGAUCUCAAUGGUAUCACCUCGAAAUUACCAUAUAUCAGAUCCCUUGGUGUAGAUGUAGUAUGGAUUUCACCUAUCUAUGCAUCUCCUAUGAAUGACAUGGGUUAUGAUAUUUCGGAUUAUCGAGCUAUCAACCCUAUGUUUGGUACUAUGCAAGACUGGGAACGUCUCUGCGCCAGAGCCCAUGAACUGGGUUUGAAACUCGUAAUGGACCUCGUGGUGAAUCACACCAGUUCUGAACAUCCCUGGUUCAAAGAAUCCGUCUCGGGCGGUCCUAACGGUCCCAAAAGAGACUUCUACUACUGGCAACCACCCAAGAAUGGCAAAGAGCCCAAUAACUGGGGUGCCAUGUUUGGUGGUUCAUCCUGGGAGAAAGAUCCUUCUCAUCAAACAGACGAAUACUAUCUUCACGUCUACGAUGUCAGCCAACCGGAUCUUAACUGGACAAAUCCAGCUGUUCGCAACGAGGUCUGGGAUAUUAUGCGCUUUUGGCUCGAUAAAGGAUGUGAUGGAUUCCGCAUGGAUGUUAUCAAUUGUAUUUCAAAGGAACCCGGAUUUCCCGAUUUUGAAGUUACCGACCCGAGACUUGAGUUUCAGAUUGGCGUGAGAGGCAAUUUCAAUGGACCUCAUGUCAAGGAAUAUUUGGAAGAAAUGCAUCGCGAAGUCCUCUGUCAUUACCCCGAAGCAUUUACCGUGGGAGAAACCCCAGGACUCAAGAGACCUGAGAGCGCAUUAGGCCUCGUACAAGGAGGAAAACCACUCCAGAUGAUCUUCCAAUUUGAACACAUGUACUUUGAUAUCCAACCCGGAAAGAAACCCUUCUUUCCUCGUCCUUCAUGGGAUCUUACCGAUAUGAAGAGAAAUCUUGGGGAGUGGAUGUCCUUCAAUGCAGCAAAUGAUGGCUGGGACUCUCUCUACCUAGAAAAUCACGAUCAGCCACGUAUUCUUGGGCGCUGGGCAAAAGAUACUCCGGAAUGGAGAGUGCAAGCUGCGAAAAUGUUAGCGCUAUUCCAUGCAACCGGCAGAGGAACUUUGUUUGUCUAUCAAGGACAAGAAAUCGGAACGGCAAACAGCAAGUGGUGGACAAAUGAAGAGUUCAGAGACGUAGAAGAGAUCAAUUUCUUCGCGGCCGAAAAGGCACGCAGAGAAAAAGAAUCGAAUGGGAAAGAAGUAGACAUGACUGAUAUUUCCCGCGGGAUCCAAGGCUACGGAAGAGAUAAUUCGAGAAUGGGUAUGCAAUGGGAUGACUCUCCCAACGGCGGUUUUACAAAGGGUAAACCAUGGAUCAAGACGAAUGAAGAAUACAAGGAAAUCAACGUCGCGGCGCAAGAGGGAGUUAAGGGGAGUACAUUGGAGUUCUGGAAACAGAUGAUUAAACUUAGGAAAGACAAUCCGGUGUUGUGUAAAGGUGGAUUCGAAAUGGUGGAUCAGGAGAAUCAGGAGAUUUAUGCGUAUUUGAGGAAGGGAGAGGAGAAGGAGUAUCUGGUUGCGUGCAAUUUCAAAGAGUGGGAUGUUAAAUGGAAGGUUCCGGUUGAGAUGGGAGAACUUUUGUUUGGAAGCUAUGAAGAAGGUGUGCAGAGUGGAGAGAAGGAGGGCGAAUUGAACUUGAGACCGUUUGAGGGAAGAAUAUAUGUGAGAGAUAUUUGA
Messenger RNA from Botrytis byssoidea, 1758 nucleotides. RefSeq lists its product as uncharacterized. Bases 1 to 1758 code for a protein of 585 amino acids. The transcript has 2 exons. Gene Ontology annotation, biological process: oligosaccharide catabolic process. NCBI's taxonomy places the organism in Eukaryota, Fungi, Ascomycota, Leotiomycetes, Helotiales, Sclerotiniaceae. Gene Ontology annotation, molecular function: alpha-amylase activity. The record is from RefSeq and is a predicted model, not a curated record.